This is a messenger RNA of Fragaria vesca subsp. vesca, 1196 nucleotides long. RefSeq names its product pleckstrin homology domain-containing family A member 8-like. Gene Ontology annotation, cellular component: membrane; cytoplasm; cytosol. The coding region runs from base 253 to 861 and encodes 202 amino acids. NCBI's taxonomy places the organism in Eukaryota, Viridiplantae, Streptophyta, Magnoliopsida, Rosales, Rosaceae. The record is from RefSeq and is a predicted model, not a curated record. The transcript is spliced from 7 exons. Gene Ontology annotation, biological process: intermembrane lipid transfer; ceramide transport. Gene Ontology annotation, molecular function: ceramide 1-phosphate binding; ceramide 1-phosphate transfer activity.
AAAAAUUCACGUUCCGCGGUUAUACGAUCUUCAACGACACAGUCACAACAGUCAAAAUCCCCCUUUUCCUUCUCUCCUCUUCUCUUCUGCUUCAGAAUCCGAUUCGUCUCCAACCCAAUUUCGCUCAUUCCCCGAAUAUCGAAUCCAACCCACACUCAUUUCCAAUUCUCUGAUCUCUGAUCACCUCUUUGAUUCUAUAUUUACAGUUUCACUCAGAUCCAAGCAAUCCAACAACUCCAUUGAAUCGGAAGAAUGGAGGGGACUGUGUUUGCUCCGGCUUUGGAAGGAAUGAAGAGUGUGAGAUCACCCGAAGGUGAAAUGCUUACCAAGCCUUUCUUGGAAGUCUGCAAGCAGAUUUUGCCUGUUAUAGAGAAGUUUGGAGCUGCUAUGACCCUGGUUAAAUCGGACGUGGGUGGUAACAUCACGAGAUUGGAAACCAAAUAUCUUUCCAAUCCUGCCGAGUUCAACCUCUUGUACAGUUUGGUGCGGGUUGAGGUUGAGGCCAAGACGGCAAAUGCGUCAUCCAGCUGCACCAAUGGUCUGCUAUGGUUGACAAGAGCGAUGGACUUCUUGUUAGAGUUGUUUCGGAACUUACUGGAGCAUCAAGAUUGGACUAUGUCACAGGCUUGUUCAGAUUCCUAUGCCAAGACCUUGAAACAAUGGCACGGAUGGUUUGCUAGUUCAAGUUUCAGUGUUGCCAUGAAGCUUGCUCCUGACAGGAAGAAGUUCAUGGAUGUGAUAGGAGGCGAUGGUGAUAUCAUGGGUGAUAUAGAGAAAUUUUGCACUAACUUUUCUCCCCUGCUUCAAGAGAAUCACAAGUUUUUGGCUAGUGUUGGCCUGGAUGAUAUGAAGGCUUCAUAAUUUCAAAGGUUUACUGAUGAGAAGAGGCUCAUGCAUUCAGUUCCUUUGCCUUCAGUUCCUGCUUGGAUCAUGACCUUGUGACUUAGCCAAAACUCCCCCAACUUCAAACAUGAAAAAUAAUGUGCGACUUUUUCCUACACUUCAUAUAUCUAUUUGGUUUAUGUUCAAUGUUAAAUGUCCUACUUAUAAUUGGUUAAUUUCCUGUUUUUGAACUUUUUAUACUUGGUAAUCACAGAGCCUUCAAUUGGUACUUGGUCUUAUAUGCUGUCUUGCGUUGUCCCUUUUGUGAAUUGUCAUGAUUAUUGGUUUUCAAGAGCACAUUCUUAUUUGCCGAU